Molecule: messenger RNA, 2276 nt
Organism: Lentinula edodes (shiitake mushroom)
Lineage: Eukaryota; Fungi; Basidiomycota; Agaricomycetes; Agaricales; Omphalotaceae
Product: CDC45-like protein
Exons: 7
Coding region: 71-2182 (703 amino acids)
Biological process (GO): mitotic DNA replication preinitiation complex assembly; DNA replication initiation; double-strand break repair via break-induced replication
Cellular component (GO): DNA replication preinitiation complex
Molecular function (GO): DNA replication origin binding; single-stranded DNA binding; chromatin binding
Source: RefSeq, a predicted model, not a curated record
UGUCACGCGAACUCGCCCAUCACGCUCUUCGUUUAACCAUAUAAUCUUAUUUCAACAUUGAGGGUCUUCAAUGGUUUAUCUUCCUCCUCCGGAUAUUAGCCGCAAUCGCCCUUCAUACGCAGAAGCAUAUGGCAAGAUCUUGAAGGCCCAUCGAGAAUCACCUCUGACGUCCGCUUCCUCGGUAAUAAUGCUUGUCGCGCCCGACGUGGAUGCCCUUUGUGCCGCUCGCAUGAUGGCCGAGCUCUUUAGACAAGACGAUGUUAUUUAUCGCAUUAUGCCGAUAUCAGGUAUUGCAGAAUUGGAGAGGGUCAGAGACGAACUGAUCAGUUAUAACGAACUUCAUACUCUCAUUCUCUUCAACAUGGGUGGAAUUCUAGAUCUCCCGUCUUCAGAGUGGUUUGGUGAUUUUCGACCAGGAAUGUCGGUCCAUAUCAUCGACUCUGCACGGCCUCAAAACUUGUCCAGUCUUUUCGGAGGGGGAGAAAAUGGAGAGAGGAUUAUCGUAUGGGAUGACGGUAGUGCUGAGAGACUUGCAGAGGAACGGAAGGCGUGGGAGGCUCUGAUGUACGAACCGGAACCUGAUUCAGACGAGGAUGAGUCGAACUACGACUCUGAGGACGAAUUUGAUGAAUACCUGGAGGAAGAUGCAGAUGAAGAGUUUGAGGAGGGAAGUAGUGGAGGAAGGAAACGACGGUCUUUAGGGGACGGAAAUAGAAAGGGUAAAAGGCGUCGAACUUUGGAAGAUCAUCCUCGUCGAAUGUCUCGCGAUGAACGUGACGCUCAUAUGGCUCGACUCGAGAAACAUUACAUGGCUGGGACAUGGCACGGUCAGUGUGCUUCUGGCACAAUAUAUGUUCUCGCUACAUUAUUAGAGCGCGCGGACAUCGAUUUAUUAUGGUUUGCUGUUCUCGGUCUCACCUUCCAGUACACAACAUCACGUAUAUCACGCGACAAAUACGACGAUUAUCAGUCCAUCUACUCUGAUGAGGUCGUUCGACUGAGUCCUCCUCUCCCUCCAGGUGGACGAAAUACUGCAUCAUCCAACCCUGAUGACCAUGGCAUACGCACCACGGACGAGCUCCGUUUCAUGUUGUAUCGUCAUUGGACAUUGUAUGAUGCAAUGUUCCACUCCAGCUAUGUUGCUGGAAAACUGGGGAUUUGGAAGGAAAGAGGACGAAAGAAAUUGACUGGGCUAUUAGCGAAGAUGGGAUUCUCGAUACCGCAAACCCAGCAGCCAUAUCCGCACAUGGAUAUGGAUCUCAAACGAUCUCUCGUCCAGAAAUUGGACGACAUCGCUCCAGAAUAUGGCCUUAUUGAGCUCUCAUACCCUUCCUUCAUGAAGUGUUACGGAUAUCAAUCACAACCGCUGUCCGCUGCCGAUGCCGUGGAAGGCAUCAGUGCACUCUUAGAUCUUGCCGGUGGAGUGAAGAUGGAAGUCGAAGUUGAAGGCUCGCGGAACGGCGGGGAAUGGUUUGGUGGAGGAAAAAUUUGGGAGGUUCACAGUCUUUCAACGAAGAGAAGGUGGGCAGUUGAGGAAGACCGUGAAAACAUUCCCCCAGAUGGUCAAAAUACAACUGUCGCGUCGAAUGUAAGGAAGACGGAAGGAGAAAAUAACAUUGACGGCUCUAAGAAGGAAGUGGCUUGGUGGAUACGGAAUUUCUGGGUGGCGUUCGAUGCUCUUGCAGACAUCGAAGCACUUAAACAUUCAUUAAAACUCUCAAUGACCCUUCACCGUGCUAUAAUUCGGCAAGGGACCUCAAUUAUUGAUAAACAGGACAUUCGUACAAUGCGCAACCAUCGCGUCGUUGUCUUGACGCAGGGCCCUGACCUUCCUCUUUUCUCUCACCCAGGAGUUCUGUCACGACUAGCUUUAUGGCUAGUGGAUGCCCUGCGCGACAAAUUACCUGGAAAAGUUGUCAGCACCCGUACGAAACGCAAGAGUUUACCCUUCGUGGUGGCUUGUUUAAACGAGGCUUCAAACUUAUACAUUGUUGUCGGUGUCAUGGCUGCUACAGACUUCGGCGACGUGCGGAAAAACGAGUUCGGUCUCGCCUUCCUGGAUGCCAAAGAACGAUGCAAUGCUCGAACUCGUCAUAGUUCGUUCGACACAAGUAUACUGGAAAUCAAUCAGGCUGAUUUACCAGUAUUCUUGGAAACACUUUGUGAAGGGUCUGGGUAUUAAUGGAGAGUGCAUCUGAAUUUUAAUAAUUUAUAACGUUCCUCGCAUCACCCGCAUUUGCUCUCUUUAAUCAUUUGUUGUACUACUUGUAAUCACA